Leptosia nina is the source of this 2247-nucleotide messenger RNA. NCBI's taxonomy places the organism in Eukaryota, Metazoa, Arthropoda, Insecta, Lepidoptera, Pieridae. The record is from the annotation of a GenBank genome assembly.
AUGUUAAAAAAUAAUUUACGCAGUUACCAGGAUGAGCUGGCAGCGAUGACGUCAGGAAAGAAGAUGGAGUCGAAGGGUACCCAGAUCCAUUUGCCGCUGAUCAGCCGUGGGAGCCGCGGCGAGAUCAGCGACAAAGUGACCUUCUCGCAGAUCAAGUCCCCACCAGAACAGCUCAACAAUGGACAGGUUUUGGGGGGAUCGCAAAUAAAUCUUUGCAAUGGUGGAGCGGGUUCUAUGGGACUCGUUCCGAAGAUCCCGAACGGAUCAGCAUGUCAAAAGAAACCUAUGGCCACCCUUACACAUCUUCCAAAACGGCCACCAGUGGACAUCGAGUUCUCUGAUCUCUCUUACUCAGUCAGCGAAGGAAGAAAGCGAGGUUACAAGACUCUGCUGAAAUGCAUCAAUGGCACCUUUCGAUCCAGUGAACUGACUGCCAUCAUGGGCCCUUCAGGUGCUGGUAAAAGCACACUGAUGAAUAUCCUUGCUGGAUACAAAACCUCCAACGUAAGCGGUUCAAUCUUGAUCAACGGAAAAGAGAGGAAUCUCCGACGCUUCAGAAAACUAUCCUGCUACAUCAUGCAGGACGACUGCCUCCUCCCACACCUGACAGUGCGAGAGGCCAUGACAGUGUCCGCCAAUCUCAAGCUCGGUAAAGACAUGACGGUCACCGCAAAGAAAAUUGUUAUAGAUGAAAUUCUCGAAAUGUUAACGUUAAGCGACGCUGGCGACACUCGCACCAUCAAUUUAUCUGGUGGUCAGAGGAAGCGGCUCUCCAUUGCUCUGGAGCUGGUGAAUAACCCCCCUGUGAUGUUCUUCGACGAGCCAACUUCUGGUCUGGACAGCUCGUCGUGUUUCCAGUGUAUAUCUUUAUUGAAAUCUUUGGCUAGAGGUGGAAGGACGAUCAUUUGCACCAUACACCAGCCAUCGGCGAGAUUAUUUGAAAUGUUUGAUUGCUUGUAUACACUGGCGGAAGGGCAAUGCAUUUACCAGGGACCUGUGAAGGAACUGGUUCCAUUCUUGUCUACUAUGGGCUUGCAUUGUCCCAGUUACCACAACCCAGCGGAUUAUGUAAUGGAAGUAGCUACUGGUGAGCACGGAGAAUGGGUACACAAGCUGGUACUGGCUGUGAAGAAGCCUCAUGCGGAGCGGGUGCAGACUACCAGCUCAUCUUCUUCCGCCUCGAACUGUUUGUACAACAACGUAGCUAAGAACAACAUACAGAAAGAGGCAUUGGAAAUUGUUAUUGAUAAACCCACGUGCACGGUUCUUGAUCUCUCUAACAUCGAGCCAACAACAACAGAGAAACUACCCCUCCCCAACACGAACAACCUCGCACCAGUUACCUGCACAACAUCUCUCCUUGACUCCAACGAAAGCUUCAACAAGAAGCCACAAAAGACCGGAUUCCCCACGUCCGGAUGGAAGCAGUUCUGGAUCUUAUUGAAACGGACCUUCAAGAGCAUUUUAAGAGAUCCCAUGCUGACCCAUUUACGGCUGGUGUCUCAUACUGUGGUGGGACUUUUAAUCGGUAUCCUUUAUUAUGAUAUUGGAACCGAUGCAGCGAAAGUGAUGAGCAACGCUGGCUGUAUCUUCUUCACUGUUAUGUUUACGAUGUUCACCGCAAUGAUGCCUACAAUUCUUACAUUCCCAACGGAAAUGAGCGUGUUUGUGAGAGAGCACCUGAAUUACUGGUACUCGUUGAAAGCCUUCUACUUUGCUAAAACGAUAGCGGAUUUGCCUUUCCAGAUCGUGUUUAGCGGCGUAUAUGUGAUAAUAGUGUACUUCAUGACUAGUCAGCCGAUGCAGCUAGACCGGGUGCUCAUGUUCACCACUGUCAACAUCCUCACUGCAUUGGUAGCUCAAUCGCUCGGUCUUCUCAUCGGAGCCGCUAUGAAAAUUGAAACCGGCGUCUACCUCGGCCCCGUGACUACCAUUCCAGUGGUACUGUUCUCCGGUUUCUUUGUCAAUUUUAAUGCCAUUCCGGAGUACUUAUCCUGGCUGACCUACGUCAGCUACAUUAGAUACGGCUUCGAAGGCGCCAUGUUGUCCGUGUACGGAUACGGAAGAGAAAAACUCAACUGCUCAAUAGCGUAUUGCCACUUCCGGACCCCGAGUCUGUUUCUCAAGGAAAUGACAAUGGAUGACGCCAACUUCUGGAUAGACGUCGGCGCUCUCAGCGCGUUCUUUGUAUUUAUUAGAGUAAUCUCCUAUCUAGUUCUAAGAUUCAAGUUGAAGAUGAUGCAGUAG